This is a messenger RNA of Cydia amplana, 418 nucleotides long. RefSeq names its product ejaculatory bulb-specific protein 3-like. The record is from RefSeq and is a predicted model, not a curated record. The transcript has 2 exons. NCBI's taxonomy places the organism in Eukaryota, Metazoa, Arthropoda, Insecta, Lepidoptera, Tortricidae. Bases 1 to 360 code for a protein of 119 amino acids.
AUGAAACUCUUCAUCGCUCUUACUACAUCGCUCUUACUUGCUGUGGGCCAGGCCAGCUACAACCCGGCGAACGACAACCUGGACAUCGACGCGGUGGUCAGCAACCCGGAGUCGCUUAAGGCCUGGUUCAACUGUUUCGUGGACAAGGGCCCGUGUGAUAAGGUCCAAGCCAUCGCUAAGGCUGAUCUGCCCCAUGGGAUACAGCAUGCGUGUGCUAAAUGCUCGGCGCCACAGAAGGUUAUCCUGAAGAAAUUCCUUGCUGGCUUGAAGGAAAAGGCCCCCGCCGACUACGAAGUCUUCAGGCAGAUGUUCGACCCAGAAAACAAGUAUUUUGGACCGUUGGAUAAGGCUAUUGCAUAAAUUAUGGCACUCGAUAUGCCCCAAUAAUGUUACAGGCGUAAUAAACGCGUAUGUUUUU